Messenger RNA from Botrytis deweyae, 1134 nucleotides. RefSeq lists its product as uncharacterized. NCBI's taxonomy places the organism in Eukaryota, Fungi, Ascomycota, Leotiomycetes, Helotiales, Sclerotiniaceae. Gene Ontology annotation, molecular function: protein serine/threonine kinase activator activity. Bases 1 to 1134 code for a protein of 377 amino acids. The transcript is spliced from 4 exons. The record is from RefSeq and is a predicted model, not a curated record. Gene Ontology annotation, biological process: intracellular signal transduction.
AUGUCCUUUCUAUUCGGGCGAAAGCCGCGUCCCAAUACGGUGGAUCUAUCGAAGCAGGCCAGGGACUUGAUAUUGAAGCUCGAUGGCCCUGGAGGUGCUGUGAAGGCCGAAGAGCUGGCAAAAGCUCUAUCUCAAAUGAAAUUCAUUCUACAAGGAACACAAGAAAUAGAAAGCACCCCCGAGCAAGUACAUCAGCUGGUAACCGGAAUGAUCCAGGAAGAUCUACUUUACCUCCUCGCCGUUAAUUUGUAUCGUCUUCCCUUCGAAUCGAGAAAAGAUGCCCAGGUUAUAUUCUCUUAUGUCCUACGGUUCCGACCCGCAACAGCGUCACCGAAGAGUGAACCUAUGGCGCUUAGUUAUGUUAUAAAUAAUAGACCGGAAGUACUGGUUGAACUAUGCAAUGGUUACGAACAUAAAGAAAGUGCUACACCUGCUGGUACAGUUCUACGAGAGGUUCUAAAGAGUGAUGCUGCAGCGGCAAUCAUUUUGUACAACGAUAUCAAGGAGGGAGAUGCUAGCACCAAAGGCUUGACUGCUAUACAACCCGAAAUCAAACAGACUGGAGAGGGAGUCUUCUGGAAAUUCUUCAAUUGGAUUGACCAAGGAUCAUUCGAGGUUGGAGCAGAUGCUUUCACAACUUUUAGGGAACUGUUGACCAAGCACAAACAAAUUGUAGCACAAUAUUUGGCAACCAAUUUCGAUAUGUUUUUUGACAAGUACAACAAUAUUCUAGUCCAAUCAGCAAGUUAUGUUACCAAAAGGCAGUCCAUAAAACUUCUCGGUGAGAUUCUUCUGGAUCGAGCCAAUUAUGCUGUCAUGACCGCAUAUGUUGACCGAGGAGAACAUUUAAAGAUAUGCAUGAAUCUUCUUCGGGAUGAGAGGAAGAUGGUACAAUAUGAAGGAUUCCAUGUCUUCAAAGUCUUUGUGGCAAACCCACAUAAAUCCAUGGCUGUACAGAGGAUACUGCUCAACAACCGGGAAAGGUUAUUGAAUUUCUUAAAACAUUUCUUAGAAGAUCGUACAGAUGAUGAGCAAUUCAUUGAUGAGAGAGAGUUCUUGAUCAAGCAGAUAGAGAGAAUGCCACCACAACCUGUUGAGCCGGCUCAAAAGCCUGCACUUUUAAUGGGUCGUUAA